This is a messenger RNA of Nymphalis io (European peacock), 2949 nucleotides long. It is a transcript of the gene stl, whose product is annotated as A disintegrin and metalloproteinase with thrombospondin motifs 16-like. Gene Ontology annotation, biological process: extracellular matrix organization; proteolysis. Gene Ontology annotation, cellular component: extracellular matrix. Gene Ontology annotation, molecular function: metalloendopeptidase activity. Bases 1 to 2943 code for a protein of 980 amino acids. NCBI's taxonomy places the organism in Eukaryota, Metazoa, Arthropoda, Insecta, Lepidoptera, Nymphalidae. The transcript has 18 exons. The record is from RefSeq and is a predicted model, not a curated record.
AUGGAUUGGAGACAAGUGCUUUUUGUCGUGGCAUUGUCAUCGAUCAUAGAUGUCAGUGACCAGCUGUUUGGAAACGAUGAUCACUCGAACCAACUGCUGAAUCAUUUGUCCGAAUCAGAAAAGCUCUUUCUAUUUGGUCCUAAUCACGACGAUGUACAUUUUGAGAUAGCACAUCUAAAACAUCGAAAGCGUCGUAAGAGGUCGAUAUCAAACGACAGUCCAGACUUGAUUGCUUUGAAGAAACAUCUGAAUAUCAAUCUAAGUCCGAAAACCAGUUUCCUAGAUCCCCAGUUCCUAUUACUGAAGAGAUGGUCGAAUGGAACGGAAGCUAUAUUCGAUCAACAUUCGGACGACGAGUUGGAUUCAUGUUAUUACAAGAGCGAGAAUGCUGCUUUGUAUGUGUGCCAAGAUGUGAGAGGUAUUAUAAAAACUAAUGACAGUUACUAUUACAUCCACCCACUGCCUGAAAGAUUCCACAACGAAAACGCCAAACCUCAUAUAAUUAUGAAACGAUCUUUAAAUUACGUUAAUAAUAAUAAUAGCGACGAUGAAGAUACUUGUGUAGAAAGACAUAGUAAACAUUAUAACGAAACACCUGAACCUGUGAAAAAUUGGACAAAACAUAGAAGGAAAAGAGAAAUAAACUCACAAACAAAUCUAAAUGAAAACGAUAGCUUAGAUAAAUUUAAAUUAAAUUUAGAACAUAGAAAUAAGACCAUAGGUGAUUUUGUUAGUAAAUUAGUCAUUGAUGAAAACCGACAAAAAAGAGCCGUACUGCCGGCCAUAUUUGUUGAAACCGCUGUGUUCGUUGAUAGAGAUUUGUACAAACAUAUGACAGUCAAUUUUCCCAAAGAAACGGAGAGAGAAUUAGUGAGAUUUGUAUUAGCAAUGAUCAAUGCGGUACAAUUGAUUUACCAUGACCCAAGUUUAGGUAGACCAGUUAAUUUUAUAUUGAAGAGGCUGGAAAUACUUCAUGAAGAUCCAGUAAAUUUAAAAAGACCGCACGACAUCGAUAGAUUCCUAAGUAACUUCUGUACGUGGCAGAGAUUAGAAAAUCCUCCAGGAGAUAAUGACCCUUUGCAUUGGGAUCAUGCGUUGAUUCUAACAGGUCUCGAUCUCUACGUUGUCAAUAAAAAUGGCAAAGUUAGCAGUCAAGUUGUCGGAUUGGCGCCAGUUGCUGGUAUGUGCACAGUGACAAGUAGCUGUACGGUCAAUGAAGGAAGACAUUUUGAAAGCGUAUAUGUCGUAGCACAUGAAAUAGGUCACAACUUAGGCAUGCGACACGAUGGUCCAUUAGCUGAUAACGGCUGUGAUCCUAGCGCCUAUAUCAUGAGCCCUACCUUGGGCAGCGGGAAGAUAACAUGGUCACAAUGUAGCAAAAGUUAUUUGCAAAAAUUCCUCGACACAGUACAAUCUAGAUGUCUUCUUGAUCACGGCAAUUCUGCUGGACAACUGGACCACAGUGCGGAGGGUAUACUUCCGGGUGAAAGAUUCGACGCUGAUCAACAAUGUAUGCUCAAAUACGGUAGUGGGAGUCGGCAUUCAGCGGCGCAAAACUUAGAAGAUAUCUGCAGAGAUUUGCAUUGUCAAAGGGAAAGAUAUACUUGGACCUCUCAUCCCGCGCUCGAAGGCACGAAGUGUGGAGAUGACAUGUACUGCCGCGGUGGCGAGUGCGUGGAGCGAGGUGGAGGUCGAGGAUUGGGUGUGGUGACGAGUGCCCGCUGGGGACGAUGGUCGCGCUGGUCGGAGUGUGCAUCUGCUUGUCUGUUGGACGAACAACACGUGCCGGCUGCAGCUGGAGUCGCUGUCGCCUCCAGGCGGUGCACGAGACCCAGACACGAGAACGGUAAAAGCUAUUGUCAAGGCAAUGACAAAAAGUAUCAAUCUUGUCACGCUCAGCAAUGCAAAACUGUACCAAGAAUGACGGUGAGAGAAUUCGCCGACCAAAUAUGUUCAAGAGCUCGUGACGUGGACCCCGAUCUCAUUGGAACUGGUUUGCAGAGAAUGGAUGCUGAUGAUGCGAGCAGCGUAUGCGCGGUGUGGUGCGACACGCGCGGGGGCGGGUACAAGUCGCGCGGGUGGGCGCUACCCGACGGCACCGCCUGCUCCACCUCACGCGACUACUACUGCAUAGCCGGAGUCUGCAGGAAAUUCACAUGCGCAGGCAGCUCAGACACGGAGUUCGCGCUGACUCGGAACGACUGCGAAUGGGAAGCUCUACAAGUUCAGACCGCCACUCCUCACAGCACGCCGCGGCGCCGCUCGGCGGGCGCGUGGCGCGGCGCGCGGCGCGGCGCGUGCCACUUCCGCUGCGUGCGCGGCGGCGCGGGGCUGGCGCUGCUGCACGCCGCCGCCGCGCGCUCCAUACAGCUGUGCACGCCCGCGCCGGACGCCGCCGCGAGUUGCACUCAACUGAGGACACCUUACCAAUACGCUACAAUGGUUUGCUCGAAAUACAAAGAAAGGGUUCGAAGACUUUCUGGACUUGGAAUGCAGAUAUCUCCGGCGCUAGAGGACCCGGACCGGCCGUGCCGCGUGGCGUGCCAGGACGAGCGCGUGUCGCACCGGUUCUACCUCGUCAACGGCCACGAGGGCUGGUUCCCGCUCGGCGCGCCCUGCGGCCCGCGCGCCUACUGCGUCAGCGGGAAGUGUCUGGAAUUCGGUCCAGACGGCACUCCGUUGUCCGAGUCGCGGCUGUCGCUGCCGCUGCGCGCGCGCUCGUCGCGCCACCGCCGCAGCCUGCAGCGCGAGCGCCUGUCGGUGCAGACCUCCCUCCGCCCGCACCAGCUGCACAACCUCAUCGCUGCACUCAACCUCACGGAUAGCAGAAUAACAUUCUUUCAAGCGAUACCAGAAAACAUCGAAGUGGACUUCUCCAAUCCCAUACACAUCUCCCCUGAAGACACUCUGCUGAGGAAGAUACCGAGACCUACUUGGGACUGAAUUAUU